Symbiodinium natans is the source of this 1695-nucleotide messenger RNA. NCBI's taxonomy places the organism in Eukaryota, Dinophyceae, Suessiales, Symbiodiniaceae. The record is from the annotation of a GenBank genome assembly.
AUGGUCGAUGCAGCCGAGGUGCAGGCAUUGGAGGCUCUGGUCGGAAAGCUGAAGGAGGAUCCAUCUUUGAUCUAUGACCCCAAGCUGGCAUUCUUCAAGGAGUUCGUUCUCAGCUGGGGCGCCAAGGUCCCGGAAGCGAAGCCGAAGACACCCAGAAAGGAGGAGCCGAAGGCCCCAGAGCCUGCUGCACCUGAUGAGGAUGAAGAGGAGGAGGAGCCUGAAGAGCCCGACGACCCAGACCCAGAACGGCUGGACGAGGAUCCUGAGCCAUAUCCUACGCAAGGACCGUCGGAUGACGUUGAACUCAGUGAAGCUCAGCUUGACAAACAGGGUGAGCUGAAGCAGGCGGCAGCAGAGGCAAUUGAGGACGGCAACCUGCCCAAGGCACUUGAGAAGCUGACCGAGGCGGCAGCGGGAUGUGCCAGGAACUACGAUGGAGGCUCGCACAUGGUGUCCAAGCAGCAGCUGGAGGAGGCAUUGGCUCGCUUCAACGAGGUCGGGGCAACCUCCGUGCAGUCGUUGCCCCUCGGCUGCGAAGCCUGGAAGCAGUCCUUCAGCAUCGCCGCGGCCCUGCUCCGGGGUGUUCAUCAGCACGUUCCCCGGGUGGUGAGGAGCGUGGAGUUUGCGGAGGGCGAAGACUGCAAGCCUCACUACUCGAAGUUGUCUAGUGGAGGCCGAGGAGUUGUGGCAACAGUCUGCGUGAAGCUUUCCCAGAAGGAGGUCUACGGUGAGAUCGCCACCAGAUCUCGAAUCGGCGCUUACGUGAGACUAGGAUCAGAGGUCAUCUUCGCACAUCAUGAACCACCAGCAGACCUAAGUACAAAGCCACUUCUUCUCGAAGUUUACGGCUUUGAUUUUCCGGUGUUGCCAGAGACGAUCAAGCUGCGGCGGCACCUGAAGCAAGUCCUGGGUCAGGAAUACUCGAGAAAAUCAGCAGCAGCAUGGUAUGAGAAGCACAAGGAUGAGUUCUGCCCGCUCAAGGAUUCUAAACUGCGACGAAUCCUUGCAUCCGUUUUUGAAGUGCAUUCGCUGAUGUUCCUACCGGAGUGGGCCGUGAGCCGUGCGCUGUGGGGCAUGCUCAACAUUUGCACACUUUCGUACGUCGGCUUCGAAUUUUGGGACGAAGGGAAGAAUGGCAUCAGAGUCACAGUGCAAUCUAGCCCGCCUGCCGAUCCAGAUGACGUAGAAUGCCUGCAGAACGCGCGUGACCUUUUCCAGCUCCAGGCAUCUGCGCCGGGCGACCGGCAAGUUGGUGAGCGGCUUUUCAAGUCGGGCUACAGCGUCGGGUCCAUGAAUUUUGGACGGGCAUUGGGACAUCCUGGGGCCAAGCCCGACGUGAUUGCCAAGUUGUUUUCAGCGGCAAAUCUGUGGGGACCAGCCAAAUCAGGCUGGCAAAGUUUUGAUGACACCUGGCUAUGCACCGACCGAAGAGAUCAUUUGGGUCAAGUAGCGGAAGAGCAAGGCCGAAUAAUUUGGAUUACUCCUGGUGCGGGUCGAAUUCCAACUACGCCGGAGCAGCGCGAGGGCGAAGUUCUUGCUCAUGAGGCGGACUGCGCUUGUGUCAGCUAUGAAGCGGACACAGCGACACCGAAGACGUGGCUGCGGCCCACCCUCAUUCUGCUGGCAGUCACAUGCCUUCUUCUCACUUUCCUGCGGGCCCUUUCGAGUGUCUUGCAGGCUUACGGCCGACACUGA